Molecule: messenger RNA, 2418 nt
Organism: Arabidopsis arenosa
Lineage: Eukaryota; Viridiplantae; Streptophyta; Magnoliopsida; Brassicales; Brassicaceae
Source: the annotation of a GenBank genome assembly
AAACCCAAACCUCAAUCAUUCCCUCCAUCAUCACAAAGCUGAGUGCUUGAUUGGCUCCACAGACAGCCUCUGUAAAGAAAAGUUUGCAUUUUUUUCUGACCCAUUUCAACCAAAAAGCUCUGGUCUUUGAGAAACGGUUUUACUAAAUUGGAGACGAGAGUGUUGAAUGAUUGGUGAAUUUGUUGUUGAUCAUCAAUGGAGAAGAAGCGAUCACCAAGAAGUAGCAAGAGUCCUGGACCUGCAAUUUUCCCUAAAAGCCCUCUUGUCUACGAGAGUUAUAAGUCAGGUUGUGGUUGGAAACUGAUAAAGUUCUUCGAUUUCGGACAUGUCAAAUCUGGUAAUAAGAGACUUGGUUCAGAGAAGAAGAAAUUCAUCAGAGAUUCUGCUGGUAAUGUUUAUACUAAAAGCCAGCUUGAUUUGCUUAAGAAGCUUCACGAGAAGUGUCAGUGUAAUGAUCGGAUUGUGGAAGAAGAGAGUUCAUGUAAGCCUAAAACAAGGAGAAGAUCUUUGAGUUCUGAAAGAGAACUUGAGAAGUAUGAAUCUAAACCUGUUCAGGGAUUACUUGAGAGAGAGAUACGAAGGAUCAAGAAUCUAAAGGAUGAAACUUGCGAUGUCCCGGAUAAGCAAAAGCAAUCUUCUUUGAGUGAAAUUGAGAAGAGAAAUGAUAAGGAUAAUCAAAUAGAUCUGAAGAAUGGGGUAGAUUGUAAGAAGAGUGCAGAGAUUAACCUUCAAGCUUGUGUGAAUGAAGCUGCUGAAACAUUUAUUUGUUCGAAGGCAGAAGAGAAGGGGAAAGAUCGGUCUAAGCAGUUCAUGGAGGCGUUAGAUAUUCUAAGUUCGAACAAAGAAUUGUUCAUUACACUCUUACAAGAUCCUAAUUCAUUCUCGAAAAAAGGUCAAGACUUGGAAGGAUGUAAGGUAAAGGAACCGCGGGAUAACUCUCCAUCAAGGGAUGAUGAUUUGGAUAACAUUGUUCUCUUGAAGCCUAGAUUGUCAAGCUCGGUUGACGAUAAAGUGUACUUGAGAUUCAAACAUCUGGCCAAGAAGUUGAAGCUCGUUGUUGGAUCUAACAAAGAUAGCAAUCACGCAGAAAACAAACCUGAAGGUAGCGGUAAAGAUAGAGAAACCGAGGCUGCUGCUUUUAGAACAAGUGAUGUUUCUACAAGUACAUUUGGACAUAGAAGCCCGGAGUCACCGGUGUUUAGGCGCAAGAAACGGGUAGAAUCAGAUGUUUUCAAGCUAAGUAUCGAGAACGAUGUUUUGCCAAGGAGAUUCAUGGUAGAAAGGCAACAAGAGAGAUUAAAUUCUUCACCGGUUUAUGAGGUUCCUUAUGCAUUGAGUAGCUUGCAGACAAAGCUCAAAGAAAGAAGACAGAAGCUAGAGAAGAAGAGAGAGAGCUUCAAGUUGUGGUCUUUGGACAAAAACUUCGAGGUUUUUGACCCGAAUCCGUACAAUUCUAAUCUAAGGUCUCUCGGCGGCAAUUGUACAGGUUCUGCUGAGUACAAAAGUCUGAGAACUCAUGUAGAAGACGGAUUCGUGGAGGAUAGAUGUCUCGAGAGCUCAUUAGCAGAGUCGAAUUCGAGCCUAGAAAGACAAGACUGCAACAUUCAUGACCCGAAACAGGAGCAGGAACAACCGAGUCCUGUCUCUGUUCUUGAGAGGAUUCAUUUGGAAGAAGAACUAGUCAUCCCCGGAAAUGUGAAAAUUUCUAACCUUGAAGAGAAGAUUGGAGUAUCCUUUGAUGAUCCCAACAUUGAUCUUGUCGAAAAAGAAUCUGUUCAUGAGUUUGUGAAGAAAGUUCUUGAAGCCUCAAGAUUGAAUUGGACUAAUCUUAUGACAAGGUGCAACGAAGAAACAUCACUACUGGAUGAAUUCUCACACGGUAAUCACAACGACCAGCUUCUUCUUGUUCUUGAUUACACCGACGAGAUUCUCCGCGAGAUUUACCGUCAAGACAUCAAGUUUUGGCCUUUCUCGCCAUCGAAGAGCUCGAGAGUCGUCAAUCUACAAUCAUCCCUUAGAGAAAAAGAUCUGAUUCACGAGACGAUGAGACAUUUUGACUGGAGUUUACUCUGCUCUGACUCUACUACAAGAUCAUUGGAUCAGAUCAUUGAAACUGAUAUAAUAAAGCCAUGUCUUUGGUUGGAUUUUGGUGGUGAAUCUGAAGGUGUUGUGUCUGAUAUUGUGGAAAAGAUUCAGCAACAAUUGGUGCUUGAGAUCUCUCAUGAGCUAAGAACAAUGCAGAGGAGCAUAUUAUGUCGAUUAAUCUGAAUUUCUUCGGAUAUAUUCCAACAUUUUUUUGUCUGUAUAAAAAAGUUUAAAAUUUGAGAAUCUUCUCUUCAUUAUUAGUUAUCUAAAUUUAAAAAGAUUCGAUCUUUUGAUUCGAAAUUGGGAUGGUUCUAGUAAAAAGCUUCUGUUUCA